Diabrotica balteata is the source of this 860-nucleotide messenger RNA. Lineage: Eukaryota; Metazoa; Arthropoda; Insecta; Coleoptera; Chrysomelidae. The record is from the annotation of a GenBank genome assembly.
AUCUUUAUUCACGGUGUUGGGUAGCGUCUGUUUAGAAAAACCGGACUGUAAGCUUUUACCGAUUAUCGGAAAAAUAGAUAAGGUUUUUAAACCUUAAUUAACAUUAGCUGAAGAUAUACAUACACAUCAAGUAAAGAAAUAUCAGGAUGGAUAUUCGACCAAACAACACGAUCUAUAUUAACAAUCUAAACGAAAAAGUAAAAAAGGAUGAGCUAAAAAAAUCCUUGUAUGCAAUAUUCUCCCAAUUCGGUCAAAUUUUGGAUAUAGUUGCCUUAAAAACUUUAAAAAUGAGAGGUCAAGCAUUUGUAAUCUUUAAAGAAAUUCAGAGCUCUACCAAUGCUCUUAGAUCAAUGCAAGGAUUUCCAUUUUAUGAUAAACCAAUGCGUAUUCAAUAUGCCAAACAGGAUUCGGAUGUUAUAUGUAAAUUGAAAGGAACAUUCCAAGAAAGACCUAAAAAGGUUAAGCCUCCAGUACCUAAAGAUGAAGAGACACCAAGGAAGAAAAAGAAGAACAAGGACCCCAACAGGGUACCAGGUGGAGCUAACGCUGAGCAACCUCCUAACCAAAUUCUUUUCCUUACAAAUCUACCAGAUGAGACUAGUGAGAUGAUGUUAUCCAUGUUGUUCAACCAGUUCCCUGGAUUUAAGGAAGUCCGUCUUGUACCAAACAGGCAUGACAUUGCUUUUGUUGAAUUUGAGAAUGAACUGCAAUCAGGAGCUGCAAAAGAUGCACUGCAGAGUUUUAAGAUUACUCCUACACAUGCGAUGAAAAUAUCAUUUGCCAAGAAAUAAAUUAGGAAAUAAGGUUUAGUUUAGGUUUUAAAUUUGUACAAGCAAAGUAAUAAACAUUUUGAGAGAAGU